Messenger RNA from Racocetra fulgida, 297 nucleotides. Lineage: Eukaryota; Fungi; Glomeromycota; Glomeromycetes; Diversisporales; Gigasporaceae. The record is from the annotation of a GenBank genome assembly.
ACUUCUUCAAGUGAAUUUCCUUAUCAUAGUUCGAAUCACCAAGAUAUUGAUUACAUUAAGGAAUUUAUGAAGAAAGUUUACAUUUAUAAUAAUACUUCAAUUGUACAAGAUGAAGUGCUUGCACAUCGAUUAGGUUUAAUACCUAUAAAAGCUGAUCCUGAUAAGUUCUAUUUCAAACACGUUUUAUCUGAAUCUUUGAUUUGGGUUCCAAAAGGGGACCAAGAAGAAAAGUAUGCAAGUUGUCCCCUCAGACCGGUCCACAAUGAUAUUUUAAUUGCGCAAAUGAGACCAGGCCAG